Electrophorus electricus (electric eel) is the source of this 2406-nucleotide messenger RNA. Its product is annotated as torsin-1A-like. NCBI's taxonomy places the organism in Eukaryota, Metazoa, Chordata, Actinopteri, Gymnotiformes, Gymnotidae. The record is from RefSeq and is a predicted model, not a curated record. Gene Ontology annotation, biological process: nuclear membrane organization; protein localization to nucleus. Gene Ontology annotation, molecular function: ATP hydrolysis activity; ATP binding; kinesin binding. Gene Ontology annotation, cellular component: endoplasmic reticulum lumen; nuclear envelope; endoplasmic reticulum.
AUUUUUAUAUUCCCAGCGCACGAAAGUAUCGUUUUUAUUAAACGUACAGUCCUGUACGUCUCCAUGCCAGAAAAAUGGCCUACAUGUUUGUUUAAUUCUGCUUUGGCAGCAGGCCAUGGUCUGGGUCUAUGGGCAUAAACAGUGAAAGACGCGCCUGGACAGCCCAAAUCACGAUGCAUCUUUUUGUUUUUAUCGGCAAAUAAGUGACCAGGGGCUAAAGUGCACUGUGAUUGCAAUCACUAUCAAAGGACUUGCGACGGCUUGGCUGCAGAAAAGCAUCGACGCUGUAAUCGUAAUGGGAGAAAGGUCUUGGCAGGAUGUUUUGGUUUGGCGCAUGGCGUAAUAACUUCACUUAUGAGGUCAUAAUACAUCACAAUGCCUUUGAUGAAUGUUGAGCAUUUUUGAAAAUCUUUCGCGGUGGGACCAUGCUUGCGUUAGAGUACGAUAACCGAGACGGACGAUAACCGAGACGGACAAUAACCGAGACAUGCGCGCUAUGGUUCAUGUACUGCGCUUCCGGUAACUCAUUUGAAAAUCGGGGACUCUUGGCAAAAUCGUUUGAUAUAGGUAGGAGAUUUACGAUACUUUGGCGCCACAGGAGUUCAUGGAGACGCCGGCACAACUCGAUUGGAAGCUGAAGUUUAUUGUGAAUCGCCCGCCUCAUUUUUAAACUCCACUGGUGAUCUGGCUCUCCGUUUAUCCGACUCGCAGCAUCCACAAUGCGUUUGCCGUGCUCAGCCCCGCUCCUGUGCAUGGGAUGUCAUCUGAUCGCGGUGGCGGCGAUAGAGCCGGUGUCGACCGGCCUAGCGUUGGGAAUUGCAGCCGCCGUCACCGGUUUCUUAGCGCGGUAUCAAAAUGUGCUGUAUUACUUCCAAGAAUGUUGCCGACCCGAGUGGAUUUCCUACAACAAAACAGGUCUCCAGGAGGACCUGGAGGAAAAGCUGUUCGGCCAGCACGUGGCUUCGCGGGUCAUCCUCAAAGCAGUGACUGGGUUUAUGAACAGCGAGAACCCCAAGAAACCGCUAGUUCUAUCCCUGCACGGCUGGACUGGCACGGGGAAAAACUUUGUGAGUCAACUGAUUGCGGAGAAUAUUUACCAGAAAGGAAUGGCCAGUGGGUUCGUGCAUCUCUUCACAGCUACGGCACACUUUCCCCAUGAGGUGCAUUUAGAAACAUACAAGGCACAAUUGCAGCAAUGGAUAAAAGGCAAUGUGACAAAUUGCCCACGUUCCAUGUUCAUAUUUGAUGAGAUGGAUAAGAUGCACCCCGGCCUGAUUGAUGGCAUAAAACCAUAUCUGGACUUCUAUGAGAGACUGGACGGAGUGUCCUACAGACAGGCCAUCUUCAUCUUCCUCAGUAAUGCCGGAGGAGAGAAGAUUGUGCAGGUGGCUCUGGAUUUCUGGACGUCGGGAAGAGAACGAGAGGAGAUCGAGCUGAAGGAUCUGGAGAUGGCUCUGUCCCUUUCUGUCUUCAACAACAAGAACAGUGGUUUCUGGCACACCAGUUUAAUAGAUAAGAACUUGGUGGACUUCUUUGUGCCUUUCCUGCCGCUGGAGUUCAAGCACGUGGUUCAGUGUGGCCUGGCAGAGAUGGCUGCCAAAGGCCUCACCCCCGACGCUGCCGUGGUGGACCACAUGGCGCGGGACAUGAACUACUUCCCCAAGGACGAGCGUGUCUUCUCCAUGAAGGGCUGCAAGGCGAUCUCCAGCCGGCUGGACUUCUACAUCGACUGAGAUGCGCCACUUUCCCCUAAAAUGCAGCCCCCAAAUAUACUUCUAACACUGCUGCUGUCCUUGAGGGGUUGUGGACUAUUUUGACGGAGUCACUUGUAUUUAGAUGGAGAGGAAGGAAUAGCUUUCAAAUCAGGUGAAAGGGCACAACGAGCCUUCUCUUUUAAAAGUGGAUUCAUGAAGGACUGUGCGUGCCUAACUCCUUCUUUUUAAGGAGGCUCCAGGUGCAGUAAGUAAUUGCAGGUAGUGUGAAACAGUUAAAAAUACAUUAGUUAUUUUUAAUGACCUUGAGAAAUGAAUGGUCAUGCAGAGAUGAUGACCAGAUUUUCUUUUUGUUGCUGCUGUUAAACAUUUCAUCGAUGUUAGCAGAAUUUGUGUCUAAAUAGAAAAUACAACACAAUGCCAUAUAGUGUCAAAUAUACAUGCCAACUUGGGAUGACCUUUUUAAUUUUUUUAGAAAUCUUUUUAUAAUUUUAUGAACCAGGGCUCUGAGUCAUCACCUCAACAGAUACGUUGUCAUGUGAUUCCAACCAAUGAUCAUUAAAUGAAGAUCAACCAUGGACCAAAUGAUGGAGACUCACCUACAUCACUUUUUGUUUUCUGGUAGCACUGCAAAAGAAUCUAGUAAAAGUUGCCUGCAUGGCGUUUUCCCAUGCAGAGACGAUGCUCAAAUCAC